Sugiyamaella lignohabitans is the source of this 1569-nucleotide messenger RNA. RefSeq names its product threonine--tRNA ligase MST1 (gene MST1). Lineage: Eukaryota; Fungi; Ascomycota; Dipodascomycetes; Dipodascales; Trichomonascaceae. Bases 1 to 1569 code for a protein of 522 amino acids. The record is from RefSeq and is a predicted model, not a curated record. Gene Ontology annotation, cellular component: cytoplasm. Gene Ontology annotation, molecular function: ATP binding; threonine-tRNA ligase activity. Gene Ontology annotation, biological process: mitochondrial threonyl-tRNA aminoacylation. The transcript has a single exon.
AUGAAACUAAGACCGGAAUUCCUGGUGCUUAAGCCAGGGACCCUGAUCGUCGACUUCCGUGCGGCUGGGCCGAUCAGUCGUGAAGCGAUGUAUAUGUCGAUCGUCAUGUUGAAAAAUGGUCUCAAUUCUAAAGUUUUGAAUUGUUUGGCAAUGCUGCUGUCGCGGUUUCUGACCAGUGCGGUAAGGGCCAAAAAAUGGCACUCAAUGUAUCUGAUGGAGGGUCUCCGGGCGCGGUACUGUUCAUCAACGAAUCCGCCAGACCAGGCCACUAUAAAUCAGCUGGAGGAGGUCAAAUCCAUCUCGAACCAGCAAAAACUGUAUAUGAUAGAUCCUACAACACCAGGGUCAAUAUUUUUUCUCCCUCAUGGUGCACGAUUAUUCAACAAGUUAGUAGAAUUUAUGAAAGUACAACAGCGGAUGUUUGGAUUCGAGGAGGUCAUAACUCCUGUUAUCUAUAAAAAGGACCUUUGGAAAAGGAGCGGCCAUUGGGCUCAUUAUAAGAGAGAUAUGUUUGAAGUAUUUGGUGCAGACCAUGGAGAACAGUCUGCUGAUGGCGAUAUGUCCUCGACUGAAAAUAAAAGCGAAUAUUCUUUAAAACCAAUGAAUUGUCCAGGUCAUUGUUUAAUAUUUUCUCGCCAUGAGCGUUCGUUUCGAGAAUUACCCAUUCGUCUGACUGACUAUUCACCAUUGCAUAGAAACGAAGCAUCAGGGGCAUUGACCGGACUGACCCGUGUUCGAAAGUUCCAUCAAGACGACGGCCAUAUUUUUUGCAUGCCAGAUCAAGUAGAGACUGAAAUGAACUCAUGUCUCAAGCUUAUUGAUACAGUCUAUAGAAUCUUUGGUUUAGAUGAUUAUGAACUUACACUUUCUACUCGGCCAGAAACAUUCAUUGGCACGGUAGAAGUCUGGGAUAGAGCCGAGGCAAAUCUAAAAGAGGCACUCAAUCGUAGUGGCAAGCCAUGGACAGUUAAUGAAGGAGAUGGAGCGUUUUAUGGGCCCAAAAUCGAUAUUUUAGUCAAGGACAAUUUGGGUAAGCAACACCAAACAGCAACAAUCCAGUUGGAUUUUCAACUUCCUGAAAAUUUUGCUCUAGAAUUCACUACAUCAUCUGGUACUCAACAUCGACCUGUUAUGAUUCAUAGGGCCAUUUAUGGUUCCAUCGAGCGGUUCAUGGCUAUUCUAAUUGACCACUAUCAAGGUAAAUGGCCAUUCUGGAUUAAUCCGCGUCAGGCAUUGGUUAUUCCUGUUUCCGCUAAACAUGCCGAAUAUGCACAAUCUGUUGCUGAGAAGCUGUCCGGCAAGUUGUUCACUUCCAAUACGGAAUCUGUUCCUGCUGGAAAGCUGGGUGCACAAGUUUUCAAUGUAGAGGUGGCUCUUCAAGACGAGCCUGUUAAUGUUCGGAUCAGGCGCGCCAUUUCCGAGAACUAUUCUUUCAUACUCAUGGUUGGCGAUCGUGAAGUAGAGUCGAACACCGUCACUAUGAGACCUAGAGGAAGUAGAGCUACCCAAACAGUGACAGUCGAAGAACUGCAUCAGCAUUUUUGUAAACUACAAAACGAAUACGCUUAA